Molecule: messenger RNA, 1713 nt
Organism: Malania oleifera
Lineage: Eukaryota; Viridiplantae; Streptophyta; Magnoliopsida; Santalales; Ximeniaceae
Product: protein DUF642 L-GALACTONO-1,4-LACTONE-RESPONSIVE GENE 2
Exons: 3
Coding region: 256-1470 (404 amino acids)
Source: RefSeq, a predicted model, not a curated record
UUUAUUUUGACUAAUGACUAGAUCUCUGAAUUAGUUCAUUUAAAUCAAAUGAGCUUUCUACACUGCACCCUCCAAGAAACUUCUUGUAGUUUUGCAAGAAAAAGACCCAGCAGUUGCUUGACUCACACGCCACUGGUGCCCCUCAGGAAACACGCCAGGCACGUGCUGAUAUAAUCCAUAACUCAACUCCCCUAUGUAUGAAUGUGAUCAGGUCAACGUUCCACUGUUCUGCUCUCCCUCUCCUCUCCAGCCACAAUGCAGAAAAUGGUUCGACUGCUCCCAUUACUCUUCAUGGCUAUAACAGCAUCUGCAGAUCUUCUGCAGAACUCAGAUUUCGAAUCCCCACCAUCAAACUUGACAAGAAACUCAUCCACUGCCCCGCUUGUGCUGCUGAAUCAGAACACCACGGCCAUUCCAGGGUGGUCUUUCGAAGGCGAAGUUUGGUAUGUAACAGCUGGUCCAAACAUCUCAUUGCCGGAGGGGAGCAGACAUGCCAUACAACUGGGUCAAGACGGGAAGAUCAACCAGACUUUCACUGCAAAUGGUGGCCUCAUGGAUUACAUUCUCACCUUCACUCUUGCUCAGGGUGGUCAGAAGUGUUUAGCCAAUGCCACUGGGGUGAUAGUUUCUGCUCCAGACAGUAUAUCAAAUUUCUCUUUGAAGCAAGGGUAUGGGAAGGAAGCAUGGGAAAGCUAUGGUCACUACUUGGGCAGCUGGGGUGAUGAAACAGAAGCCAUUGACCUUGUGUUCCAAAGCAAAACAUCAGAAUCCGAUUCGAAUUCAACUUGCUGGCCAACCAUCGACACUCUCCUUCUCAAGACGGUCCAAACAAUCCAUCAAGACAGUGCUAAUCUGUUGGUGAACGGUGGAUUUGAAACCGGUCCGGAUUUCCUUGGGAAUUCAAGCAAGGGAAUUCUACUGGAAACAGAACCAAUUCCCCCCCAAUCUGCAUUACAACAGUGGUCAGUGAUGGGCACUGUCAAAUACAUAGACUCCAAGCACUACUUUGUACCGGAAGGGAAGGCCGCUGUGGAGAUCGUCUCGGGAGUUUCUUCUGGAGUGCAGACAGCAGCCGUGCUCAUGGAAGGGUUGAAUUAUAACUUGGCGUUCACACUGGGAGAUGCAAAUGACUCAUGUUUGGGAGAUUUCCUGGUGGGAGCUCAAGCAGGGUCAGCAAUUCAGAAUUUCACUGUGAAGAGCAGCGGUACCGGGUCAGCAAAGAAGUUUUCCAUGGAUUUCAAGGCGGAAUCAAGUUCAACUCUGAUCAGUUUUAUCAGCUACACCAGUAGCCAAACCAAAGAUGGGGUGUUCUGUGGACCUGUGGUUGAUGAUGUGGUUUUGACAGCUUCUUCACGGAGUCAUGGGCAGAAACUAGAACCACAUUGUUGCUUUCUGGUUCAUCUGUUUCUCUUGGGAACCCUUAUGCUACUGAUGAAUGAAAGACUUGAUUUAGCACAUGUUCUGAGCUAAUCGCUAUUUGGGAGAAUGGAAUUUGAUACUUCCAUUUGGAUCAAAGUGAUAUGUUUUAUGAACUCAUGUAUUUUUGUGUUGAAUUGUCUAAAUUGACCCAAUUUCAAAUACAAUGUUUAAAUUCCAUGCUCUGAAAUAGAGUGAAGAGUCAGCGAUGUUUCAUUGUUAAAGAUUUUGUUUCGUACACUUCCAUUGGGAAGAAAGAUUGUGGCUUUUUUCAUGCUAAAGGAAAUUUCUGAGCAA